Molecule: messenger RNA, 1188 nt
Organism: Penicillium oxalicum
Lineage: Eukaryota; Fungi; Ascomycota; Eurotiomycetes; Eurotiales; Aspergillaceae
Exons: 3
Coding region: 1-1188 (395 amino acids)
Molecular function (GO): oxidoreductase activity
Source: RefSeq, a predicted model, not a curated record
AUGACUACCCGCAAAUGCGCUGCGUUGGUCGUGGGUGCUGGCCCGGCCGGAGUCGCGGUGGUUGGAAACUUACUGGAGCGCCAACUGGGCACAAUCGCAUGGAUUGAUCCGAGUUUCGAAUCGGGUCGUGUGCAUCGUAAAUAUCGCGAAGUUCCCAGCAACACCAAAGUCGCCCUGUUCCAGUCAUUCGCUACCGCUGUGGAGCCAUUUCGAACGGUCAUUGAGAAUACCCCCAAGCCCAAUGCCUUCACGCGACUGGCCAAAUUGGAUCAGGAACAGACCUGCCAUCUUUCCUACGCGGCAGACAUGAUUCGAAGUCUGACGGAUGGGUUGAUCAAGAUGGACCAGGUCCAGGCCUGCCGGGGCUUUGUGACGGCGGCCAACCUCGACAGCACGGCAUCAAGCGACUCCCAAUGGACCGUGAGGGUCCAACAACAUGGCUCCCAGACGCCAAUCAUCAUCGAAACUGCGCGGCUGAUCCUGUGCACUGGCGCUCAUCCAACAGACAUUCCAGUCCCGGUUCCGGGUCUCGACAUCACCCACCUCGAUCUGGAUACUGUCCUGAAACCCUCAGAGCUUGCCACCACCCUCCCCGUCGAUACGCCCACUACCGUCGCCGUUGUCGGUGCCUCUCACAGCGCCAUUCUUGCACUUCUCAAUCUCGUGACUCUGGCGCGUGAAUCUCAUCCCAAGUUGCGCGUGAAAUGGUUCACUCGUCACCCACUCCGCUAUGCAGAGUACAUGGAUGGCUGGAUUCUGCGAGACAACACCGGCCUCAAGGGUCUGGCCGCUAACUUUGCGCGUACCGAGCUCGAGGAUGACAAGUUGGCUACUUCACCCGCAGGCCAGGUCAUCGAGAAAGUAAACUGCGGCGGUGGAAAACAUCUCGAAGAUGCACAGUACAGAACGCAUCUGCCCCAAUGCUCGCAUAUCGUUCACGCAGUGGGAUUCACGAGAGAUCCUCUCCCGCACUUGGUCCAGGACGGAAAUCCCCUGGCUAUGGACUUUGAUCACGACUCUGGGAGAUUCCAUGUCAAGGAUGACGGACCCUUGAUUCCCGGGCUCUUUGGUGCGGGAAUUGCGUUUCCCGAGCGGGUUGUUGAUCCUCGUGGGAAUGAGGAAUUCGCUGUUGGUUUCUUCAAAUUUAUGAAGUUUUUGAAGAGAGUCGUGCCGUCGUGGGCGUCUUGA